Molecule: messenger RNA, 1266 nt
Organism: Procambarus clarkii (red swamp crayfish)
Lineage: Eukaryota; Metazoa; Arthropoda; Malacostraca; Decapoda; Cambaridae
Source: RefSeq, a predicted model, not a curated record
AUGCUGCCGUCUCCGCUGCGUGCCCCCGAAGACUUGAAGAACCAAGAAGAUGUCCGACGCCAGAGCACCAAAGACGACCACCACCCAGCACAGAGCACCAAAAACGACCACCUUCCAGCACAGAGCACCAGCGACGACCAUCACCCAGCACAGAGCACCAGUGACGACCAUCCCCCAUCACAGAGCACCAGCGACGACCAUCACCCAGCACAGAACAUCCGCGACGACCAUCACCCUGCACAGAGCACCAAGGACGACCAUCAACCAGCACAGAGCCCCAAAGACGACCACCACCCAGCACAGAGCACCAAAGAUGACCACCACCCAGCACAGAGCACCAGCGACAACCACCACGCAGCCCAGAGCACCAGCGACGACCACCACCCCGCACAGAGCACCAGCGACAACCACCACCCAGCACAGAGCACCAGCGACGACCACCACCCAGCCAAGAGCACCAGCGAAGACCAUCACCCAGCACAGAGCACCAAAGACGACCAUCACCCAGCACAGAGCACCAAAGACGACCACCACCCAGCACAGAGCACCAGCGACGACCAAUACCAAGCCCAGAGCACCAGCGACGACCACCACCCAGCCCAGAGCACCAGCGACGAACACCACCUAGCACAGAGCACCAGCGACGAACACCACCUAGCACAGAGCACCAACGACGACAAUCACCCAGCACAGAGCACCAGCGACGACCAUCACCCAGCACAGAGCACCAGCGACGACAAUCACCCUGCACAGAGCACCAAAGGCGACCAUCACAGAGCACCAACGACGACCCUCACCCAGCACAGAGCACCAACGACGACAAUCACCCAGCACAGAGCACCAGCGACGACCAUCACCCAGCACAGAACACCAGCGACGACCAUCACCCUGCACAGAGCACCAAAGGCGACCAUCACAGAGCACCAGCGACGACCCUCACCCAGCACAGAGCACCAAAGACGACCACCACCAAGCACAGAGCACCAAAGACGACCACCAGCCAGCACAGAGCACCAAAAACGACCACCUUCGAGCACAGAGCACCAGCGACGACCAUCACCCUGCACAGAGCACCAAAGGCGACCAUCACAGAGCACCAGCGACGACCCUCACCCAGCACAGAGCACCAGCGACGACCCUCACCCAGCACAGAGCACCAAAAACGACCACCACCCAGCACAGAGCACCAAAGACGACCACCACCCAGCACAGAGCACCAAAAACGACCACCUUCCAGCACAGAGCACCAGCGACGACCAUCACCCA